AUGAAUAGCUUUUAUACAAUCUUUCUUCUUCUUGUUUAUGCCACCCAAAACAGCAAAGGUCUACCAGAACAAGGGAUAAAAACUAUUACAGCCACAAAGGAGAUCUCAAGAUUUUCCUUUGUAAAGACAACAUACAAUCAAACCAAAGUAAAGCUGAAAAUUUCCUGCCAUUCAAAAGAUAAAGAUGUUAUUCUCGCUGUUAGAUGGGUCUUACGAUAUUCAUCUUGUGCCAAUGAACUUGUACUGAUUGGUGAUGACCAGCAAAGGAUAGGCAACUACAUGAGCAAUGACAUUAGGUACCAAGAUGAAAAUUACUCUAAGUUUGAAUUUUCUCGAGGCAGAGUUGAAGCCAAAUGUGAAACACCCACUUUCCUGACAGUAAGUUUAAAUUCUUUUUUUCUUUUUUCUCUUUCUUCUCUCUUUUCUCUUUCUUCUCUCUUUUCUCUUUCUUCUCUCUCUUCUUUCUCUUCUUCUUUCUUCUUUCUCUUCUUCUUUCUUCUUUCUCUUCUUCUUUCUUCUUUCUCUUCUUCUUUCUUCUUUCUCUUCUCUUUCUCUUCUUUCUUUUCUCUUUCUUCUUCUUUCUUUUCUCUUUCUUCUUCUUUCUUUUCUCUUUCUUCUUCUUUCUUUUCUCUUUCUUCUUCUUUCUUUUCUCUUUCUUCUUCUUUCUUUUCUCUUUCUUCUUCUUUCUUUUCUCUUUCUUCUUCUUUCUUUUCUCUUUCUUCUUCUUUCUUUUCUCUUUCUUCUUCUUUCUUUUCUCUUUUUCUUCUUUCUUUCUCUUUCUUCUUCUUUUCUUUUCUCUUUCUUCUUCUUUCUUUUCUCUUUUCUUCUUCUUUCUUUCUUUCUUCUUCUUUCUUUUCUCUUUCUUCUUCUUUCUUUCUCUUUCUUCUUCUUUCUUUUUCUCUUUCUUCUUCUUUCUUUUCUCUUUCUUCUUCUUUCUUUUCUCUUUCUUCUUCUUUCUUUUCUCUUUCUUCUUCUUUUCUUUUCUCUUUCUUCUUCUUUCUUUCUCUUUUCUUCUUCUUUCUUUCUCUUUCUUCUUCUUUCUUUCUCUUUCUUCUUCUUUCUUUUCUCUUUCUUCUUCUUUCUUUUCUCUUUCUUCUUCUACUUUUUCUCUUUCUUCUUCUACUUUUUUCUUUUUCUCUUUCUUUUUCUACUUUUUCUUUUUCUCUUUCUUCUUCUACUUUUUCUCUUUCUUCUUCUACUUUUUCUUUUUCUCUUUCUUUUUCUACUUUUUCUCUUUCUUCUUUCUUUUCUCUUUUUCUUCUUUCUUUUCUCUUUCUUCUUCUUUUCUUUUCUCUUUUUCUUCUUCUUUCUUUCUCUUUCUUCUUCUUUCUUUCUCUUUCUUCUUCUUUCUUUUCUCUUUCUUCUUCUUUCUUUCUCUUUCUUCUUCUUUUUUCUCUUUCUUCUUCUUUUUUCUUUUCUUCUUCUUUUCUUUUCUCUUUCUUCUUCUUUCUUUUCUCUUUCUUCUUCUUUCUUUUCUCUUUUUCUUCUUUCUUUUCUCUUUCUUCUUCUUUCUUUUCUCUUUCUUCUUCUUUCUUUCUCUCUUCUUCUUUUUCUUCUUUCUUCUUUCUUUUCUCUUUCUUCUUCUUUCUUUUCUCUUUCUUCUUCUUUCUUUCUCUUUCUUCUUCUUUCUUUUCUCUUUCUUCUUCUUUCUUUCUCUUUCUUCUUCUUUCUUUUCUCUUUCUUCUUCUUUCUUUUCUCUUUCUUCUUCUUUCUUUUCUCUUUCUUCUUCUUUCUUUUCUCUUUCUUCUUCUUUCUUUUCUCUUUCUUCUUUCUUUUCUUUCUUCUUCUUUCUUUUCUCUUUCUUCUUCUUUCUUUUCUCUUUCUUUUUCUUUCUUUUCUCUUUCUUCUUCUUUCUUUUCUCUUUCUUCUUCUUUCUUUUCUCUUUCUUCUUCUUUCUUUUCUCUUUCUUCUUCUUUCUUUUCUUUUCUUUCUUCUUCUUUCUUCUUCUUUCUUUUCUUUUCUUUCUUCUUCUUUCUUUUCUUUUCUUUCUUCUUCUUUCUUUUCUUUUUCUUUCUUCUUCUUUUUUUUUUCUUUCUUCUUCUUUUCUUUCUUUUCUUUUCUUUUCUUUUCUUUCUUUCUUUUCUUUUCUUUCUUCUUCUUCUUUCUUUCUUUUUUUCUUCUUCUUCUUUCUUUUCUUUUCUUUCUUCUUCUUCUUUCUUUUCUUUCUUUCUUUUCUUCUUUCUUUUCUUUCUUUCUUCUUCUUCUUUUUUUUUUUUUCUUUCUUCUUCUUUCUUUUCUUUUCUUUCUUCUUCUUCUUUCUUUUCUUUUCUUUCUUCUUCUUCUUUCUUUUCUUUUCUUUCUUCUUCUUCUUUCUUUUCUUUUCUUUCUUCUUCUUCUUUCUUUUCUUUUCUUUCUUCUUCUUCUUUCUUUUCUUUUCUCUUUCUUCUUCUUCUUUCUUUUCUCUUUCUUCUUCUUUCUUUUCUCUUUCUUCUUCUUUCUUUUUCUUUCUUUUUUUCUUCUUUCUUUUCUCUUUCUUCUUCUUUCUUUUCUUUUCUUUUCUUCUUCUUUCUUUUCUCUUUCUUCUUCUUUCUUUUCUUUUCUCUUUCUUCUUCUUUCUUUUCUUUUCUCUUUCUUCUUCUUUCUUUUCUUUUCUCUUUCUUCUUCUUUCUUUUCUUUUCUCUUUCUUCUUCUUUCUUUUCUUUUCUCUUUCUUCUUCUUUCUUUUCUUUUCUCUUUCUUCUUCUUUCUUUUCUUUUCUCUUUCUUUCUUUUCUUUUUCUUUUUCUUCUUCUUUUCUUAAAAAGGAUAUACUUUCUGGAAAAUGA
Molecule: messenger RNA, 2763 nt
Organism: Acanthosepion pharaonis
Lineage: Eukaryota; Metazoa; Mollusca; Cephalopoda; Sepiida; Sepiidae
Source: the annotation of a GenBank genome assembly